GUCCUCCAAGAGAUUUCUUGACUUCUCGCUUGGCCUUCCUUUUCUCGCUCUCUGCGCGCAUUCUCCUCUCUGUGGAUCCCUCUCGAAGGGAAGCUCCUCCCACAGUUCUUCCUCGCCUUCACGAAUAAGGCAGUUCAGGAAACGAAGAGAGAUCGCCGAGACUCGCCUCUCCAGCUCCUCUUCUCUCGGAAGUCUAUGCGCUAAUGCUUCUUCUCACUUUCUUUCCUUGAUCCCUGUUUGGCGUUCACCCCCUUCCACUGUGCACCUUCCCUUCCUUUCAACCUUUCGUUCCUCGUUCUUCCAGUCUUCUUCUCUCUUCCUCUUCUUCUCUUUCUCUUCUUUUCUUUCUUUUCUCCUCUCUUUCUCUUCUUUUCUCUCUCUUCUCCUCUCUUUCUCUUUUUCUCUUCCUCCUCUUCUCUCUUUCUCUUCUUCUUUCUUCCUCUUCAUCCCCCUUUCUCUUCUUCUCUCUUCCUCUUCUUCUCCCUUUUGUCUUUUCUCCUGGCGCUCUCUGAAAAGGGGCCGAAGUCUUGGAGAGAGCACAGCGCGCUGAAGGCCGAUGGAGGAGGGGAAACAUUUCUUUCCGUGUAUAAGCCGAAUCUGCAAGAUGAAGAGACACCCGAGUGCAGCGUCCUCUUUCUCGCCCGGGCGCCCAGCGAGCACAGGCGGGGUCCCUGCUCCGUUUUGGAGCUCGUCGGAAGAGACGAAAGAUCGAAGUUGGAGGAGAGUUUUUCAUCGUGCAACGUUGCCGCGCAUCCCUCGGUCAGGACUGGCGGCGGCUGCAGCUCUCUUCGUCUUGUCUCAGUCUCGACCUGCUUCGUCCUCAGCUCCCUCUCCUCGUCUCUCUUCUUCUGCGUCGCAGCCUCGUCGUCCUGUCUUGCGCGCAGGCGGAGAGGGUCUGGACGCUCCUCCUUCUCCUCCUCCAGCGAGCCGCGCCAGGACAGAUACACCUCUCUGCAGAGCCGCCUCCGUCUCCAUGGAGACACGACUCGAGAGGCGCAUGCAGUCUCGGAAUGCCUCAGCGGCGACAACGUCGUUGUUUUCUGGCGGAUCUCUCGCGCGGUGCGCCGGCCUUCAAGCAGGCGACGCCGAGACUGGCAGGACACAGAAGACGCAGCAAAUCCUCAUGUGGGGAGAUCGCAAAGCGCUGCCUGGGGGGGCUUCGAGCGACAUCGCGACUCCUACAGAGAUUGCAUGGUUCGCAGACCAAGCUGCUGCGCGAGCACCCUGGCGACAGAUUUCCUUCGGUCCCGACUUCGGUGUCGCAGUGAACGAGAAAAAUCAGGCGGCUCUCUGGGGGAGUUUCUCGCAGAAACCGGAAGCGCAGGAAGGAGACAGCGGGGACGCCGGAUCCGCGGAGUCGACGCUGCACUUUGUCUCGCCUUUCUACCUCGAUCUGUCCUUCAAGGUCGUCGACGCCCAGUGCUCAGCCGCAGAACUGUUUCUUCUUUCCUCUGACGGCCGAGUCUUUGUCCUCGACAAGCCGCACGACCUCUUUGCUCGCCUUGUCCAGUCUGCGUCUUCUGCGUCUUCUCCCUCUUCUCCCUCUUCUUCCUCUUCUUCCUCUUCCUCUUCCUCGGGCACCGAGCGCGGUUUGUGUGUUACGAAAACUGCCGACGGAACGCUGUCUGUGGCCUGCGGUGUGCGUCUCCUGAGCGGCCUACCGCCUGACCGCGAAGGUGCAGAGGCUUGUGAGGCCGCGGCAGCUGGCCUCGCAACGCGUUGGGCGAGAAGAGCGCUUCGCGCCCUUGGAACGCUCACAGGCUGGGCCGACUGUGUGGUGAAGAUGAAUGUCGGCGGCACGCAUGCAGCCUUCGUCACGCGUCGCGGCGAGCUCUACUGCUGCGGAGAGAAUCUGUUCGGCGAAUGCGGCGUGGAGCCGCGGCCGUUCGACGAGGCGAGUCUGCGCGUUAGCGCUCGCCGCGUGGACUUCUCGGAUGCCGACCCAGACAGGAUUUGGAACGGACAUGGAAAUCGCGAGCCUCAGAUCGUCGACGUCUCCUGUGGCCUCCAUCACACAAUCUGUCUCUCCAAAGACGGCAAAGUCUACGCAUUCGGGGACGACUCGAAAAUCCAGCUAGGCCUCGGAGACACGCGGUCGAACCAGCAGGGCGUAGCGGGCACUACGUGGAUGCAGCGAGUGAAGGGAAACAAAGUUUCCAUUCCUCGAGCUGUUUCGUACACUUACGCAGAUCGUCACCUUCAACACAAACCUGUCGCCGUUCUCCCUCCGACAGGUUUCCCUGGAAUCAAACAGUGCGCCGUCACUGCAGUCGCUGCUGGGGAUGACUUCUCUCUUCUUCUUUUUCAAGACGCGCAUCAGCCAUUCGCCGACGAACUCCUGAAGCGAAACGCCCUCUUUUGUUGCGGAGAAACGGCUCGCGGCCAGUGCGGCCGCACACUCCAGCAGCAGCAACAAGUUCUCUCUCCCGUCGUGUUUCCGCGCUCGGCCUCCGCGGUCACCUCGCCGUCUUCGUUCCUUGUCUCGUCUUCUCGGGACCUUCCUGGCCCAUCCUCGAUUUUCUGCGCCGAGAAAAUUGCAUGCGGCAGCAAGCACUGCCUUGCCCUCAUGGCCUCUGGAAAACUUGUGGGGUGGGGAUUCAACGCCCACGGACAAGUCGGCACCGGCGGCCGAGUUAAGGGGGCGAUUAGCCCCCCCCGGACGAUUGCUGUUGACUCCGAAGAAACGCCAGAGCUUCCGUCAAGCUCCGAGAAAGACAGAGAGACGCCCGGCACACUGUCCCCGCCUCUGCCGCGCUAUCUAGCCAGUGAAGAUGGCCUGCCGAAUUUUGCAAUUAAAAAUGUAUUCUGCAAUUUCAACGCGUCUGCAGCCAUCAGAGCACGCUGACUCCGAUCUGGUUCCUCUCCGCGUUUCUUUAGUGGCGGUAGAAUGUUUGUUCCUUCGCGCGCGCACUGCCUGAAAAAACUCUGUUGCUCCCCACUGAUGCAACCUUUGUGACAAUUAGGUUUUCGUUCAACUGUACAUCUGUGAGCGCAAAUGGGUCGCGCGAAAGUGUAAAUCUGGACGCUUCGACGUUGGCAUUCGUGAUGCACACACGCACAUAUGUGCAUGCACAUGAGGGUGUUUGCAUACAGAAUGUAUAUCCGGGUCCGUACACAUGCAUGCAUAUAUAUAUAUAUAUAUAUAUAUAUCCAAACCUAUACAUCGUAGAAAUAUAUAGAUAUGUAUGUUGCACAAUUGGGUGUGUGUGAAUGCAGGGGGUGUAGGCACCCGACGAAGCAUGCGAGCAGUGUGUUUUGUAUGGAAUGUCUUCAUCUUGUUGCACUUCUAUCUGGCUUCCUGAGGUUGUCGCGAGACACCAACACCGUGC
Molecule: messenger RNA, 3329 nt
Organism: Toxoplasma gondii ME49
Lineage: Eukaryota; Apicomplexa; Conoidasida; Eucoccidiorida; Sarcocystidae
Product: regulator of chromosome condensation (RCC1) repeat-containing protein
Exons: 11
Coding region: 557-2845 (762 amino acids)
Source: RefSeq, a predicted model, not a curated record